AUGCAUGUCAGCAUUGUAUACCAAGAUACAAACCAUGUCUUCUUGGUUUCCCAGGUCCUAGCAAUGUGUCUGCUUGCAGAAGGUCAGCAGCUGUACCUGCACUGGAGUCACAAGAUUGGGACUUUUCUUGUCCUGGGCUUCUCUGUCGCAGCCCUCUUUAUAUUUUCUGUGCUGUGGGGAGAUCAAUGGAAAACUGUCCGCCUGUCAUUCCAGAUCACUGCUCCCUAUCUCCACAUAGGGGCAAUAACCGUCAUGGUCCUCCUGUCCUGGCCCGUGGCUCUGCAUGCCAUCAGAGCAGAUAAGAAAGUUGUUCAGGUGAUAAUUGUUGGUCCAUACCUGGCUAUCCUUCUCUUUCUUUUCUUGAUACCUCUGGGGAUGUACUCACCUUGCAUCAGAGAGGUGGGGACACUUGGACCAAAGCCAGCCCUCAUUGGGCACCGUGGAGCACCAAUGCUGGCACCAGAAAACACUGAGAUGUCAUUUCAGAAGACCAUUGAACAUGGUGGAGAUGGUCUUGAAACAGAUGUAACCAUUAGCUAUGAUGGGGUUGCUUUUCUCAUGCACGACAGCACCUUGAAAAGGACAACCAACAUUGGGGAGGUCUACCCCAAUGAGACUACCCAAAAUGCAGCAUUUUUCUCCUGGGACACCCUGAAGGAGCUGAACGCUGGGACAUGGUUUUUUAAGGACAAACCAUUUUCAUGCAUGGGCUCACUGUCAAGGGCAGAUCAAAACCAGGCAAUGAAUCAGUCAAUUUACAAGCUAAGUAAUUUCUUGCGCCUCGCAGACAGUCAGAAUAAACUUGUGAUAUUUGAUCUCUACCGCCCUCCAGAGACCCAUCCUUACAGGAAUUCCUGGAUCAACAGAACCCUGGAAGUCAUCCUCAAUGAAUCGGGGAUUAAACCUCAUCUGGUCCUAUGGCUGGAGAACGACAUGAGGUCCUUUGUUCAGUCCGUUGCUCCUGGGUUUCAGCAGACAAUGGGCAGUAAGGCCCCAGUUGAAGACCUACUGAUGGACAAUGUUGUCAAACUCAAUCUGGCCUACACUGAAAUGUCCAGUGAAGAUAUUCAGAAAUAUGCUGAGGCGAAUAUCACCACCAACCUCUAUGUGAUCAACGAGCCAUGGCUCUUCUCCUUGGCGUGGUGCUCUGGGGCUCACUCUGUGACCACCAACACUGUCCAUGUGCUGAAGAACCUCAGCCAGCCACUCUUCCUUAUGACUCCACAGCAGUACAACAUCAUGUGGAUCUUGACGGAUGUGACCUCCAUGCUCCUCAUCUCACUCAUCUUUGCUCUGCAUUGGUGGCGGGAGCGGAGUUUCUCCUGCUGUGCCCAUGACGGUGGUACAAUAAUGGAGAGUGGCACCUACAACAAGUUCAGGACAGAGCUCGGCGACAUGCCUGCAGUUGUGGCCUGACAGAGACGAGGAGACAGAGACCUGCUAUCUCACCUGACUGGAGAGCGGAGC
This is a messenger RNA of Tinamus guttatus (white-throated tinamou), 1467 nucleotides long. NCBI's taxonomy places the organism in Eukaryota, Metazoa, Chordata, Aves, Tinamiformes, Tinamidae. The record is from RefSeq and is a predicted model, not a curated record.